GAGAAUUCUGACCAACUUUCUUCUUUCCAAGCUGACUCGAGUCGAACGCUGAAUCGUUGCACAAUGACGAGACAACCCCGAUUCGUGUUUGAACAAGGUGCUGACAAUGCACCUUACCUGCAACGGUUCGGCUGCCCAGCACAUCACCCGUGGAUCUCGUCCUUCGUUCGGCCCGUCCGGGUUCGACAGUUCGACAGGCUUCGAUUCGGAACUUGCCUGGGCCGGGUCCCCAAAUCGGGGUUUUCCUUCCCUUGACCCCUGUGAGGCCCUUGCAUCGCCAGUUGAUUGCCGGGCAAUCCCCCGGACGGCAGCCCAUCGGGCCCACGGCCGUCGUCGAUGCGGAGUUGGCGCGUUGUCGGUGCGCUGUCCCAAUCGGACGACAAAAUGUCACAUUCUGCCUGAAGCGCCAAUGAAUUGGCCGCGAGGCUUGCCCUUUUCUGCCAGGGCGCUGCCAAGUUGUUGGCAAUAUGAGGCCGGAUUUCACAACAGCAUAGCCACCACCGCAGCUCGGCUCGAGCAAAUGAUCGCCCGAGCGACUAGGCAACACGACGUUCCGUUCGGACGAAAUCCCUUGUUUAAGACUCCUUUCCAACGCCGCCGUCGACGUUGCAAGGCAAGGGAUUUCGGGCCCCCCUUUCUUUGUUGGCGAACGACAAACUCGAGAGAAAAGCCUGGAUCUCGCCCUGAUAGUAGUGUAUACAACCUGUUUUGUUGAAAGGGAUGCCGUAAGAGUGGGCAGCGACGUCCCUGCUUCUACUUGGCAUUGGUGUUUUCCCGGUUUUACAUCAAAGCCGUGGUUAAUGUUCUACGCGAGGGCUAUGAAGUAAUCUGUGGUGAAAAGGGUGCUCGGGGCGUAUGCGACGGGGAAGCAUCCUUCGUCAAAAGUCCACACGGUAGGUACAUAUAAAGACACAACGCCACGGGUCCAUCCCAGAGGCUGCUGGCGGCUUAUGCCUCACGCGUUCGAUCGUGCU
Messenger RNA from Chaetomium fimeti, 974 nucleotides. RefSeq lists its product as uncharacterized. Bases 107 to 715 code for a protein of 202 amino acids. The transcript has a single exon. The record is from RefSeq and is a predicted model, not a curated record. NCBI's taxonomy places the organism in Eukaryota, Fungi, Ascomycota, Sordariomycetes, Sordariales, Chaetomiaceae.